GAACGAAGAACGUCGAGCUCAGUUGCACAGAGCACGUCAACGCGAUUGGUACUCGAUUUAGCCAAGAGCGGAGUGAACCCGAAAAUAAUAUCAAACAAAUACCCAUACAGCUAAAAGACACUGAAACCAAAACCAAAAAUCUAAACCUAAAUUACUCGUUGCCAAGUAGCAAAAGUAAAGACUAAAGACUGACAAAAUAUUUAUGAAGCAACCAAGAACGAGUGCAAAGAACUAAUUUAAGAACCGGAUUUGCCAAGAUCACCCACCAACAACAACUCGAAACAUACCGAAAACGAAGCCAAAAAUGUUUUAAAUGUUAUAACCAAAAAUCUGUUUGCACAAUUACUUAAUCACACCAAAGAAACAAAGCAACAAAGUAACAAAGCAACAAAUUAUAACCAAAGACUGCUACUAAAUUAAAAACCAUUUAAGCAAAAAGUGCAAUAACAAUUUUUGUUAUAUUGAUCAAACCAAAAAGAUUCGAAAAAGAAUAGAGGAAACCCGAAACCCGUUCCCACGAAAACGAGCAUCCAGAUAAAGUGUUAUUGUUUUACCUCCAUGCGAAUAGCCUGAUCCUUGAUCUUUUGUGCGAUCUCUCCUCGCUCUCAACUUGUGCGGGUGCAUUUGGUCCAAAAACACGGUCCAUCUAUCAAGGAUUACGAUUUUUGACAGGCGUGCCCACAUAAAUUUCUCCUAAACUCCUUGCCUAAUUAUAUUCGGGGCACGUUUCCAAUUCCGCCACCCGAGUGAUCCCAUUAUUGACUUGAGUCUCCAUAUCUUCUGCUGUUGUUCAUGUUAUUAUGAAGUUGGAACAGAAGCGUAAAUUUAUUGAAAUGGACCCCGAACUCUGUUUUGAGCCUCCAUCGGCGAAGCGCCAGCAGCGACUGCCCGCUUUGUACGGCAGCGACCAGAGCAACCUCUCGUCGGUGGCCUCCUCGGUGUACACCUCGCCCGUUGCCUCCGCCGAUGGCCAGAGCACCCAGGAGCUGCUCAGCAUACGCAGCUCGCCGGCCGAGGAGCUGCCGGAGGCGCCACACAGUCCGCUGCCGGACAGUCCGGACAGUCCGCCGAGUCCAGACCGCUGUGCCAAGCAGCCGCCCGUGGUGGUUCGCUACGAUGUGGAGCAGACAGUGACCACCACCAGCAGUACUACAAGCUCCUUGGUUAGAAAGCCAGAGGAAGAUGAUCUUUUGGACGACAGCUGCGAGGAUUUCUCCUACGACGAAGACGAAGAGGAUGACGAUGGCGAGGAGGAGGAGGUCGACGACGACGAGGAGAUCUACUCGUCCACCAUUUCGCCGGCCUCCUCGGGAUGCAGUCAGCAGCAGGCGGUGAAUGGGGAGCGAACUCCCGGCUUGCAACAGCAUCACCAGCAGCAGCCAAUUAAGGUGGGUGAGCUCAUGAUCAACAUGCCGGGUUCGCUGAAGGUCCACGAUGAUGCGGCUGCCUUCGACUGCAUGUCGCCGGCGCUGGAAAGCGUCCUGCCCCAGUGUCCACUGCCUGCUCUCUCGUGGGCCAAUGCCGCCGAUGUGUGGCGCCUGAUGUGCCAGCGGGAUGAGCAGGAUUCGCGCCUGCGAAGCAUCUCCAUGUUGGAUCAGCAUCCUGGCCUGCAGCCCCGCAUGCGCGCCAUCCUCCUGGACUGGUUGAUUGAGGUGUGCGAGGUGUACAAGCUGCACAGGGAGACCUUUUACCUGGCCGUCGACUAUCUGGAUCGCUAUCUGCAUGUGGCGCACAAGGUGCAGAAGACCCACUUGCAGUUGAUUGGCAUCACCUGUCUGUUUGUGGCCGCCAAGGUGGAGGAGAUCUAUCCGCCGAAGAUCGGUGAGUUCGCCUACGUGACGGAUGGCGCCUGCACCGAGCAGGAUAUCCUCAACCACGAGAAGAUCCUGCUGCAGGCGCUCGACUGGGACAUCAGUCCGAUCACCAUCACCGGCUGGCUGGGCGUCUACAUGCAGCUGAAUGUGAACAAUCGCACUCCGGCCUCGUUCGCACAGAUUGGCAAGCAGAAGGCCACGGAGGCGGACGAUGCCUUCAUCUAUCCGCAGUUCUCCGGAUUCGAGUUUGUGCAGACAUCGCAGCUGUUGGAUCUGUGCACCCUGGACGUCGGCAUGGCCAACUAUCCCUACUCCGUUCUGGCAGCGGCCGCCAUUAGUCAUACUUUCAGUCGCGAGGCCGCUUUGCGUUGUUCUGGCUUGGAUUGGCUGGUGAUUCAGCCGUGUGCCCGCUGGAUGGAACCCUUCUUCCGGGUCAUCUCCCAGAAGGCCACCUACCUGCAGCUGAACGAGCAGAACGAGCAGGUCAGCAACAAGUUCGGACUGGGCCACGUCUGUCCAAAUAUUGUCACCGACGACUCGCACAUCAUCCAAACGCACACCACAACUAUGGAUAUGUAUGACGAAGUGCUGAUGGCCCAGGAUGCGGCGCAUGCCAUGCGUGCCAGGAUUCAGGCUUCACCUGCCACCGCGCUGCGCGCUCCCGAAAGUCUGCUGACGCCGCCUGCCUCUAGUCACAAGCCGGAUGAUUACCUGGCCGAUGAGGGCGAUGAGACGGCGGCCAGGAGCGGCAUCAGCUCCACCACCACCUGCACCACCUCCAGUUGCAGCACCACCGUUAGCAGCAGCAGCAGCAGCAGCAGUAGCAGCAAUCCUGCGACAAUCUGCAGCAGCAGAAAUAAUAAUCGCUGAGAGAAAUAAUAGCCUCGAUUUUGGCCAUUAUCAUCUUACAACUCACCACACCCGCCCAAACAGUCUCUACGUUAAGUGUUUCUUAUAUUUAAAUUAUUUUUGUUAAGUGAAAAGUUAUUAGUUGCCUAAUUCCUAUGCUAAAAACAUAUUUAAUUUGAAAUUUUCCGCGCGCCUUUGUUUUUCAACUCGCGUUUCAUUUAUAUCCUCGCUCAGUUUAUUAUUUAACUCUGUGUAUUUAUAGUAAAUCAGAAAUAUAAUUUUAAAUGUAUACUAUCUAUAAACACACAAAAUCAUAUAUACCUAUAUAAAUACCUAGAGGAUAGCAGACAAGGCAAAACUGAAUUAACCAUUAGACUAAUACCUGCUGAAAGGAGCAAAACAAAAGCCAGCUUAAAGUGGAGUUAUACUUUCAUCGACUUUUUGUUGACACCUCAAAAAUGAAACACACACACAAGAAUACGUUCGCAAUCAAACAUGUCCAGCUGUCAACCAGUCAUUCAGUCAGUCAUGCAUUCAUUCAUUAUCAAUUACCGAGCGCAAGAUUAACACACUAAAACUGACGAAGAGCAGAGGGCAAAGCUAGUACUUGACUAAUCAACUAAAAUUAGGUCAUAAGUCGAGGGAAUCGCUACACUAAACCGACUAAUGCCGCAGCCAGCAUUUCAUUCGAUAACUAAUCCUACUAACAAUAAAUCAAAAAACAAAAAAAUUAAAAAACAAGACAACAAGUCCACAGCUGACAUGGAGUGACAAAGAAAAUGGCAACUGAAGAAUAAAUGAGUUAUACAAAUGAAUUGAGCGCCCAGAACGGACUAUAUCAACACAAAAUAAUUUAAACGUCAAUGUAAAAUUUUUUAAUUUAGACUAAUUUGCCAUAAUUUGCUAAGCAAAUAAAUCCUGUACAUAAAGCAAAAUACACACAAAUCGCACAAAAACAAAAAAUACCCGUAACUGAAACGCAUAUAAUAUAUUAUUAUAUAAGUGUACAAUUCUCUAUAUGGCUUAAAAAUGUUAUGUACAUUCAAAUGGCAAAAACGCAACGUAGAAAAAUAUUUUUAUUUGAUAGCUUAGGCAUAAUUAACAUGUAAGUGUUCAUACAAUUAAGGCUGGAAUGAAAACACAAAACCAACAAAAACAACAACUAAAAGAAAAGCAAACAAAAAAAUCUAAUGUAUUUAUGUUUUAUUUGUAGUUUUUAAACGCAAUAAUCAUUUUAAAAAAUAUGAAUUUGAUUUUAAAUAAUUUCACAAGUACGCUUAUAUUCAUGAUUUGAUGUCAAUAAAUAACCACAAAACCAGAAACUAUACAAAUCAAGUUGAAUUGAUGGAGUUAAUAAAUAUAUUUUUGUAAAUAAAACUGAA
Drosophila ficusphila is the source of this 4045-nucleotide messenger RNA. Its product is annotated as G1/S-specific cyclin-E. Gene Ontology annotation, cellular component: nucleus; cyclin E1-CDK2 complex; cytoplasm. The transcript is spliced from 4 exons. Gene Ontology annotation, molecular function: cyclin-dependent protein serine/threonine kinase regulator activity. The coding region runs from base 801 to 2684 and encodes 627 amino acids. The record is from RefSeq and is a predicted model, not a curated record. Gene Ontology annotation, biological process: regulation of cyclin-dependent protein serine/threonine kinase activity; G1/S transition of mitotic cell cycle. Lineage: Eukaryota; Metazoa; Arthropoda; Insecta; Diptera; Drosophilidae.